This is a messenger RNA of Cavia porcellus (domestic guinea pig), 1552 nucleotides long. RefSeq names its product sarcoglycan alpha (gene Sgca). The record is from RefSeq and is a predicted model, not a curated record. The transcript is spliced from 10 exons. Bases 2 to 1396 code for a protein of 464 amino acids. Gene Ontology annotation, molecular function: calcium ion binding. Gene Ontology annotation, cellular component: sarcoglycan complex; membrane. NCBI's taxonomy places the organism in Eukaryota, Metazoa, Chordata, Mammalia, Rodentia, Caviidae.
GAUGCUUUGCUCCACACCUGCGUCACAGCAUGGCGAGCCAUGCUGCCGGGCUUUGACCAGAUUCCAUGAUCAGCAAUGCUUGUUUGAUACUUUGUCCCUAUUCCUUUGUCUGCGAAUCCGACAGAGCAGAAGUAGACUGCCGAAUGCGGCAAAUGUAGCCAUGGCAGCCAGAGCCCCUGUUCCUGCCCAUUCCUUUAUGGAAGCCAAUUGGAGAGUAGGCCCGAGCUGGAUCACAGGAAACUCGUCUGGGUCCGUCAUAACUGGAAUCGCUCUCCGAGUCAGGCUGGGGAGCACAGAGGCCCAGCAGACCACCCUCUACCCGCUUGUGGGCCGCAUAUUUGUGCACACCUUGGACCACGCGACCUUCUUCCACCCGCCUGAGGACACUGCCACCCUGCCCUCAGCAAGCAUCACCUACCACGCCCGUCUUCAGGGACACCCGGACCUGCCCAGGUGGCUCCGCUACACCCAGCGCAGCCCCUCCCAGCCUGGCUUCCUCUAUGGCACUGCCACCCCAGGGGACCGUGGGCGCCAGAUCAUUGAGGUCACUGCCUAUAAUCGGGACACCUUUGACACCACUCAGCAGACGCUGGUGCUGUUGAUUCAGGACCCUGAAGGGUCCCGGCUGCCAUACCAAGCUGAGUUCCUGGUGCGCAGCCAUGACGUGGAGGAGGUGCUGCCCUCCACGCCCACCAGCCGCUUCCUCAUGGCUCUGGGGGGCCUCUGGGAGCCAGGGGAGCUCCAGGUGCUUAACAUCACUUCUGCCUUGGACUGCGGUGGCCGAGUCCCCCUCCCCAUCGAGGGCCGCAAGGAGGGGGUGUACAUCAAGGUGGGCUCGGCCUCGCCCUUCUCCACCUGCCUGAAGAUGGUGGCAUCCCCAGACAGCCAGGCCCGCUGUGCCCAGGGCCAGUCCCCACUCCUGUCCUGCUAUGACACCUUGGCGCCCCACUUCCGCAUUGACUGGUGCAACGUGUCCCUGGUGGAUAAAUCCGUGCCGGCGCCCGAGGAUGAGGUCUCUACCCUAGGCGAUGGCAUCCUGGAAUACGACCCGUUCUUCUGCCCGCCGACUGAGGCCACGGCCCGAGACUUCCUCACAGAUGCUCUGGUCACCCUCCUCGUGCCUCUGCUGGUGGCUCUGCUGCUUACCCUGAUACUGGCCUAUGUCAUGUGUUGUCGGCGGGAGGGACGACUGAAGAGAGACCUGGCCACGUCUGACAUCCAGAUGGUCCACCACAGCACCAUCCAUGGGAACACGGAGGAGCUGCGGCAGAUGGCGGCCACGCGCGAGGUCCCCCGGCCUCUUUCCACCCUGCCCAUGUUCAACGUGCGCACAGGCGAGCGACUGCCGCCCCGCGUGGACAGCGCCCAGGUGCCCCUCAUCCUGGACCAGCACUGAAAGCCCGGCCAGAGAGCUGCUGACCCUGGGCCUCAGCUGACUCCAUUCCUGUCCGAUUGGAUCCCCCGCUAUUCCCCACUUGCUCGGAAGAAGCAGAAGGAUGGGGGGUUCUGGAGCCAGGGCCCCCAGAAUAAAUACCUACUGCUUGCUCCUCUA